AUGCGGCGACGAUGUUCCGUCCAAGAAUCGCCGAAGCUGCGUUGUGUCUUAGUAACGUUCCUCACAACCGCCGGUGCAGCAGCGUCUGCCGCACCGCCACACCCAGCGUCUGCCGCACCGUCGCUCCCAGCGCCUCUCUUACUCUCGUCAUUCCCGGAGUCCGUCUUACUCUCGUCCCUUGCAGCUUCUGAUGAGUCGUCCCCUCCAGGCGCGCUCCCUGUCGCGUCGUCCACACAGAGCGCGACUGUUCCUAAGGGAAAAGUGUUCUAUCUCUCAAGAGUGCAGAGGGAGGGGCGCGUGGGACGUGUGAGUCGCCUGCAGGAGCAUCCUCAUCUAACCCCGUUGCUCCUCUCCUCUCCCAUCCCACCCACUCGUAUCUCUCAAGAGUGCAGAGGGACACUCAAGAGUGCAGAUGGGGGAGCGCGUUGGACGUGUGCCCAGUGUAGGGAGCAGCUGAAGGAGCUCCAAGAAUGGUUCGCAGGGGUUGAAGCAAGCAAGCUGGGCGAUCAAGGCAACGAGGGGCAACAGGGGGGAGGAGGGGGAAGGGGCGGAAGGGGAGGCGCGGGGGGGAGGGGCACAGAGGCGGACGACGUGAUGGAGCUGCAGAGCCGACUGGUGGAGAAGCAGGGCGAGCUGAAACAGCUGAAAGCCGAAUAUGAAGCCUUGCAGAUACCGGGACGCGCAUUCGGUUUGCUAGUAACGGUGCCGUUCCGCACAACCGUCAGUGCAGCAGCGUCUGCUGCACCGUCGCUCCCAGCGCCCCUCUUACUCUCGUCAUUUCCAGAGUCCUUCUUACUCUCGUCCCUUGCAUCAACGUCAUCGCGUCCAGGAGGUCUUCCUGUCCCGUCUUCCACACAGAUUUCGUCUGUUCCUAAAGGGAAAGUUUUCAUUCGCUACGCGGCCAAGUUGAGACCUCCCCGUAGCCAUGGAAAGAUCCUUGGUGACCUGGCAGCAACGGGGAGAUACUCGUUUAAGGGACUGGAGUACGUAUAG
Molecule: messenger RNA, 993 nt
Organism: Closterium sp. Naga37s-1
Lineage: Eukaryota; Viridiplantae; Streptophyta; Zygnematophyceae; Desmidiales; Closteriaceae
Source: the annotation of a GenBank genome assembly